Messenger RNA from Panonychus citri (citrus red mite), 978 nucleotides. RefSeq names its product 39S ribosomal protein L23, mitochondrial-like (gene mRpL23). Bases 238 to 696 code for a protein of 152 amino acids. Gene Ontology annotation, cellular component: mitochondrial large ribosomal subunit; ribosome. Lineage: Eukaryota; Metazoa; Arthropoda; Arachnida; Trombidiformes; Tetranychidae. Gene Ontology annotation, molecular function: structural constituent of ribosome. The record is from RefSeq and is a predicted model, not a curated record. The transcript has 3 exons. Gene Ontology annotation, biological process: mitochondrial translation.
AAUUAGUUGGAUAAUGAAGUCGAUGAAGAAUUAUGUUAAUCGAAAGGUAAUUCAAUAGUAACUUCUGUUUGCUGAUUCUUCACAUUGAUUAAGAAUAGAAAAAGAAAUAAUCACGUGACUGGAAUCAUAUGUUUUCUAUUCUGAAAAUUUUUCUCAUGUUUUCAUUGUUUUGAUUAUCACAAUUCUUAAUUUUCACUUUAAUUGUUCCAUCCAAUUAGCUAAUUAAAUUAAGUCAUCAUGUCUUUCAGAUAUUAUCCAAUGUAUGUUAAAGGUAAUCCACAAUUAAGAAUAUAUUUACCUAAUUUUUGGAUGAAAUUACUUAAACCAAAAGAAGGUGAUCCUAAAAAUGUGGUUACUUUUCGAGUCCCUGUUCAAAUGAAUGAUUUUGAUGUUAGAAAUUAUUUGGAAAAGAUUUACAAGUUACCUGUUGUUUCUGUUCAAUCGACUGUUAGAUGGGGAGAUAGGAAAAGAGCCAUUGGAAAAAACUAUCUAGUGAAAGAAGAUGAUUACCGAAUAGCUUAUGUUUCAUUACCAAAGGACAAAGAGUUUAAUUGGCCUAAUCUAUUUCCAGAGAAAAAGAUUGUCGAGGAAGAUGCUGAAUUUGUCAAUUACAAGAAACAAAUGGAAAAGGAAGCCAAUAAAAUAAGAAGGAAAAAUUGGGAUCGCCAUCAAGCACCAACCUGGUUUAGUUUCUAGUAUCAAAUAGUUAUCCUAAUAAUUAACGAGGCUCACCUUUGAUUGUUCAUAGUUAGUAACACCGAUUUGUAGUUGUGUGUAUUUAUCCACCACAACCCAUGUCAAUAUAUAUUUAAGUCUUAAUAUAAUUGAUACAAACAACUACAAGUCAUUAAACUUGUGUAACUCUAACUAAUUGUAAAGUGAUUAGGGAAAUGAUCCUAAUAGUUAUUGUAGACAAACACAAUUAUACCUUGACAAUCUUAAUCAACUUUAACUGAAUACCAAGGACAAUAACCUUGA